Messenger RNA from Pelodiscus sinensis (Chinese soft-shelled turtle), 1339 nucleotides. The record is from RefSeq and is a predicted model, not a curated record. Lineage: Eukaryota; Metazoa; Chordata; Testudines; Trionychidae.
UGCGGGCCGGGGGCGCGCAGAGGGGCUGUCUGCGGAGGGGGGAUUUUAACGCAGGUGCUGGUACCUCACACACCGGUCCCCGGGAUCUGCCCCUCCAUUGCUGAGUGCAGGGAAGUGACACAGCCCCCUAGCCUUGAGGCAGCCAUGGCUGCAGAGGGCCCUGUGGAAAGUCUCCAGGAAGAAUUGAAGGCCCAUUUGAAGACUCUGAGGGAAGAGAGAGAAAAGCUGCUGGGAAGGAAAACGAUAGCAGAGGGGAAAAGCCAGGAGUAUCUGAAAUGGACCCAAGCUGAGAGGCAGAUGAUUGUGGCUGAGUUUCAGCAGCUGCGACAGUUCCUGGAAGAACAAGAGCAACUCCUGCUGGCCCAGCUGCAGAAGCUGGAUGAGGAGGUUGGGAGGCUCCAGACUGACACUAUUAGGAGACUCUCUGCGCAGAUUUCCCAUUUCAGCGAGCAGAUCGUUGAGGUGGAGGGGAUGUGUCAGAAACUAGCGAGUGAAUUCCUACAGGACAUCAGAAACACCUUGACCAGGUAUGAGACGGGGCAAUUCCAGCUGCCAGAGGAGAUUUCCCCUGAACUAGAAAAGCAAAUCAGCAGUUUCUCCCAGAAAACGAUUGCUCUGUCAGAGACUCUGAGGGAGUUCAAAGACACUCUGCCCUCUGCACUGGAGAGAGGAAGAAGAAAAUCCCUGGGAGCUUUCAGACAAGGCUGCAAAACUGCCACGUCUGUCUCCAGCUCAGCCCCUGGCCUGCAGAGCCAGGGACAGGAAAUGGCUGUGGCGGAGCCGGUGAGCUUCGAGGAGGUGGCUGUGUAUUUCUCUGAGGAGGAAUGGGCUCUGCUGGACCCGGGCCAGAGAGCCCUCUACAGGGAUGUGAUGCAGGAGAAUUAUGAGUCUGUGAACUGGUUGGGUAAGGAUUCCUGUCCCCUCCGGUAUCAGAAGCUAGGUUGGGUUUGGUUGAGGCCUCAGUGUCAGGAGUAGCAGCCCCACUAAUCCUCGCUCCUGUGUGAGACUUCCCUCCACGCCUCCUGUCAGGGGAAGCAGGUUCAAGAACAUAACAAAGGGUCUGCUCUUCCCACAGCCAAGGUCUCAAUGUGCUUCCCCAUUAUCUUGCCCAUGUUGUGCCUUGGCUGGAGGUGUCAGUGGAAGGGGCCAGCCAAGAUCAGCAGAUGGGUCUGGCUGCUGUUAGUGCCUGUGGGGUACUGUGGGGUAUUUCGCCCCCGGGGAGGGCUUCCGUCCGCCCCCCCCUUAAUCCUUUUAGCCUUUGUCAGCCGCGCGCGCCCGGCUCUGCUCUGCUCAGCCAGUUGGGGGAAGGGGGUCUGGGCUCGCCCUGGCUCCAGACCCC